Molecule: messenger RNA, 6111 nt
Organism: Pseudomassariella vexata
Lineage: Eukaryota; Fungi; Ascomycota; Sordariomycetes; Amphisphaeriales; Pseudomassariaceae
Product: SH3 domain-containing protein
Exons: 2
Coding region: 1-6111 (2036 amino acids)
Biological process (GO): small GTPase-mediated signal transduction
Cellular component (GO): plasma membrane; cytoplasm
Molecular function (GO): small GTPase binding; guanyl-nucleotide exchange factor activity
Source: RefSeq, a predicted model, not a curated record
AUGCCCUGGCAACCGUUGCCCCGCAUCGCCUUCGCCGUCGCGACCUACCCUUUCAGCACACAGGCCGACAACGAGCUCCCUCUCGAGAUUGGCGAUGACCUCUACAUCAUUGAAGAGACCCCCGACGGGCAAUGGCUGCGCGGAUACCUGUUAGCACCUCCCUCGCUACUGGCAGGUCUGACCUCGUCCAAAGGCCAAACCCUUGAGGCUCGUGUCUUCUCCGGCAUAUUCCCACGCAGCUGUGUUGAGAUACGCGAAGUGCUAGGCGAGGCCGAUGACAGCUCCUCAGACGACGGCAUAAGCGAGGAAGGGGAAGGGGACACGCAGCGAGUCGGCAGCGAUUCAGGCAAGAGUGGGAUUGUGUCGAGCGAGAAGAAGAGGAACAAAACUAGCGUCGUCAGUCCGGGAAGCAAGUCGAAGAAAUCAGAGAAAUCAGGCAAAUCAGAUGGACUGCGCUCGACAUCCGGCUCCAGCGGGCCAGACAGUGCCCAUGGCAGAUACUCUAUACCGAAGCGUGAACCUGGCGAGCCGAAACCCGCUGCACCUGUGCCGAUGCUCAAAAUUGGCGACGAGACGCCAACAUCGGCAUCCGAGCCGCUGAUAGACGAGAUUGCCUCGUGUCUACGCGAGUGGCACUCGACGAAUCUGCAUGAGCUGCUCCUCUCACGCCAAUACUCCAAACUGGAUAAGCUCUCCCAGCUGGUUCACUCUCUGGACCUGUCGCGACGCCAAUUCUUGCACAAUGUGCUCACGUCACAUGAAUACGAUGCCUUGCGCGAGAAGACGGUCUGGGACCUGGUUAAAGGCAACAAGCUCUGUGGAGGAGAGGUCAUAGUGCGGGAUCCAAAUGCCAAGGGGCGAGUCUUGACUGGAGAGGACUCGGUGGUGGAGAUAACCAAGUUGCAGUCUACCAUGAGUCUUUUGGAUGAGCCUCCACAGCCUCACAUAGAACUUACCGCUUUGCACCAUCUACUGGUCGAUGUAAGAAGUUUUGCCGGUUCCACCAACGAGGCGACAACUUUGGUAGUAUACCUGGUCAGUAAGCCCGUGGGAGGCUUUCCGGCAGCAUUGUCGGAAAGCUACAUAAUCGAGGUUCCAGCAGGUGGUACAAUGGGGCAUUUGGCCCGACACCAGAUGCGCACAUUGUUCACCGACUUGACAUCGGCGGAAAUUGGCGAUGCCCCCUCUUCCGACACAGAACUGUACCUGGUUGUCAAAGUUCGCGCUCCCCAACAAGUCGUUGUUGGCAAGCCAGAAUCGCGAUCUGGAACGGUCACCCAAGCCAUUACCGGAUUUUCCAAGGAGAAGCCACCAUCUUCUAGCGGAAGUAAGACUUCUAGGAGGAGUCUGAUGUGGGGGACUACGAGAUCUGCGUUUUCUAGAGGCGGAACAAAACUUGAUGCCCUUUCUGAACAAUCAGAGGAACGACCGACGACGAACCGGACGGAUAGCAGCAGAGACGGCCCCGCGCCCCCCAGCACGGCAGGAUCGAGAGGACCUCGCUCAUCGCUGGACGGUCCGCAGACUGUGAUGGCAGACAGGAUGGUGGGCAUGGGGGUCUUGAGGCUAAAUCCCAUCAUGAAGCAGGAGGAAGAGUCGGAACACGUCAUGACGGUUUGGGCACCGUCGUCUGAGAAGCAGGACAAUGGCGAAAACUGGGACGACCUGAUCAACCACCUCCUGGACAGCAAGUCCGGACAGUAUGAGAAAUCGAAACGGGCAGAACGCUUGCAAGUACAUCUAAAAUCGUUCAAUCAUCCCGACCCAGACGCGCUCAUCAAGGCAACACCAACGUUGCUAUCCGGCAUUUCCAAAACUCACAAGAUGGGCAUCUCUGGCGCGCCGACCAAGCCCAGAUCUGACAUCUACGUCACCAUCAACGAGGCCGUUCUUUCCCGGCAGAGCUUGAUGUCCCGCUUUGGGGGUAGCGCCACAACCAUAUCGAGCAGUAUGUUGGGAGCCAAUCUGAUCGUAACUGUGGAAGUUCGACGACAGUCAGGAGAGAGAAUUGAAGGUUGCAUAUAUCCUUCCUCCAACGCCGACGGCUUGACUACGUGGAAAUCAUUCGCGGUAGAGCGUGGAGAACCCUGGAACCAGACAUUACGGCUGUUGCUGUUGCCAACCGACGUACAAACAGCUCAUCUGGUGAUGACCGUGGCGGACCUGCCGAACGCUCCAUUCGCCGUUUCUUAUAUUCCGUUGUGGGACCAACAGGCGUUCAUGAGAGACGGGACGCACUCUCUCCUUCUCUACAAACUUGAUGAAUUCACCCAAACCGCCCUGCCUGGUCACUCUGGUCGAGGCGGAUAUCUCUCGCUUCCCUCCGGACCCCGCAGUGAUGCGAGUGACGUUACUGGACCACUCGCAAUGCUACGGAUAGAGAGUUUCUUGUGCAGUACAAGAUUUUCCCAAGAUAGAAUAGUCCUUGGGUUGCUCCGAUGGAAGGAUCAGCCCAAGGACGAUGUCCCGGAUUUACUGCGUCAAUCCAUUUUCGUGCCAGAGAUCGAGGUGGUGAAGCUCCUCAGCGACGUCCUCGAUGCGCUCUUCGGCAUCCUGGUUGAGUAUCAAGGCAACGAUGAGUAUGAAGACCUUGUCUUUACCGCCCUCGUCCGAGUACUUGGCAUAACCCAUGAUCGAAGGUUCAAUCUGGGGCCGGCAGUAGAUCAAUAUGCGGAAAACAAGUUCAACUACCCGUUCGCAACGCCUUGCCUCGUCAGGUCAUUCACGCGACUGCUCUCCAAACCGACGGAGCCGGAGACUGCAAGAAAGUUGCGGGCAACAUUAAAGGUUGUCCGUCACAUCUUGAAGUUCAUUACGCAUGCGAGAGGCCAACAAAAGCUGAAGGAAGCAGGCAUUGGCAUUACUGGCAGCACUCCGGGCUUCACUCGACAUUUGCAAACCAUCUUUAAGGCUCUGGAUUCUAUGAUGCGCAGUCAAGCCCCAGUACUUGUCGGCAGCCAGACGCUGGCCGUGCAACAUUUCCACACCUGGCUCCCCGAACUAACGGGUUUGCUCACCACUGAGGAGAUCUUGCACAUCGCCAUUGAUUUCAUGGACUCGUGUGCCACGGUCAAGGGCAAGCUGGUUCUAUACAAGCUCGUUUUGAUCAUCAACUACUCCAAACUGGAUCUAUUCUCCAACCCGGAACAACGAUCUGCCCUCAGCGCCAAUACUGUCCGGUGGAUUGCCCCUCACUGGGGACAGACGGAUGAGGUCUCCGAACAAUGGAAGGAGCAAGUACGACUAUGCUGCUCCGUGCUAGCAAGUCAAGUGAAGGAACUGGGACCCGAGAUCCCGGACUACAUUCCCAAGAUCAUUGACUCGUAUCUUGCCAUUCAGCAAACGGAAGUCGACCCGAAAUCCCGUCUGUCGCUUUUGUUCCCUUCCACGUACCCCUUCCCAAGCAAGCCGGCCAACGAGUCCGUGUUGUUCGAUGAGGCCCUCAUCGAGCUAUCCGCGAUCAUGUCGGAACUGUCAAAUUCCCCUAGCGGAAUGCAACUUGAGCUAGCCGACGACGAUUUGGCAUCUCUGAUACAGAACACACUACAAGUGCAUAUGAGCAUACUUCGGGGGGAUGCGUUCCCUGCGACUUGGCUGAGCGUACACAUUUUCCACCACAAGUCGACCAUGAAAAUUUUGCAGUACCUCGCUAGUAUCCUGCUGGAAUCCUUCCUGCCCCACCCAGACGAAGCUGAGAGCUUCAACACCGAACUCUGGAAAAUGUUCUUUACCACACUGCUCAAGCUCGUUGGCAGCAGCAGCUUGGCGCUGGAGACGUUCCCUGAGCAGAAGCGCAGAGCUGUCUGGAAAAUUGCCGGCGAUGUCAGAGAACAUGGCGCCGAGCUGCUCAGACGAUCGUGGGAGGCGAUUGGCUGGGAGACAAGUCCUGAUGAGCGAUCGAGAUACGGUCUCACCAAGAUGGGAGGUUACCAGGUGCAAUACGUGCCCACGCUUGUCGGUCCUAUCGUCGAACUCUGUUUGAGCGUGCACGAGGGAUUGAGGAAAAUGGCCGUCGAGGUCUUACAGACCAUGAUCGUAAGCGAGUGGACGUUGAGCGAGGAUCUUUCAGUCAUCCAAACCGAGAUGAUCGAUUACCUAGAUCUGUUCUUCAAAGACAAGCAGAUGACGGAGAGUAUUUUGCAGAAACUCUUCAUCAGCGAGCUGCUUGAGCGAUUUGAGCCCCUGUCACAAAUCAGUAACGAACCGUUGUACAAUGCGCUGCAAGAGCUCAUCAGUACUGUCGAUGAGUUUUUAGAUCUUCUCGUUGCUGUUCACAGUGGGGACAGCAGUACCGCGGCGUCUCAGCUCAUCAAUCGCUUGCGGCUUAUGGAGUUCCUACGCGAUAUGCAAAAGGAGGAGAUCUUUAUUCGUUAUGUACAUCAACUGGCCGUACUCCAAGCUGCGGCAGGUAAUCAUACCGAAGCCGGCUUGGCAUUACGCCUUCACGCAGAUCUGUACGAAUGGAACCCGGUUAGGGCUACCGCCGCAUUGAUAGAUCCAGAUCUACCCGCACAGUCGCACUUUGAGCGCAAGGAACGUAUCUACUUUGACAUGAUCAAACAUUUUGAGGAUGGUGAAGCUUGGAGCAGUGCUCUUGCGGCGUACAAGGAACUGCAGAACCAGUACGAGAGCAACGUUUUCGACUUCGCUAAGCUCGCUCGGACUCAGCGAGCUAUUGCCACCAUUUACGAAACCUUGGCCAAGAGCGACAAGCUGGUGCCGAAAUACUUCAAGGUCGUGUUCAAAGGUCUGGGCUUCCCCGCGAGCGUGCGGGAUAAGGAAUUCGUAUACGAGGGUUCGCCCACUGAGAGGACGUCUGCUUUCACGGAUCGCAUGCAGGAGCAGUAUCAGUCUGCCCAGAUUGUCACUUCGGGCGACAUCGACAGUGAGGCUGAAGGCCAGUUCUUGAUCAUCACGGCCAUCCAUCCUCAUCGCGAUUUAAGCCACCAUGUCUUCCAGCGGGCCAGAGUGCCGCAAGUUAUUCGCGACUACCUGCUGUCAACAAACCCCCAGUUGUUCUCCAUGUCGUCCAAACGCAACACAUCAGGUCUGGUUAUUGAGCACUAUGCGGAGAAGAUCGUGUAUACCACUGCCGAACCGUUCCCAACCAUUCUGCGCCGUAGCGAGAUCGUGGACGUUCAUGAAAUCAGGCUGAGUCCGAAAGAGACGGCUCUCGAGCGUGUUGUGCGCAAGACUCAGGAGAUGACGGCUGUGGAGAAGCGGCUGAACGACGGCGACGAAGAGGUUGCGCAGCUCCUCGUGGAUGCCAUCAGCAUAUCCGUGAACCCGAAUUCCGAGAACAGUGUCGUUUUCUAUCGACAAUUGAUUCCUACCGGCACCUCGGACGAAGACGAGGAAGAGGAAAUUGAGCUGGAUGAGCAAGAGACGGCAAUCAAGAUGGCUCUUGUUGACCAUGCCAUCAUGGUCAAGAGGUGUUUGACGAGCUUUUCGCGAAGCUCGAACAAGAUCCUCAGCAAGGCCUAUGGGGAUCUGUACCAACAUUUCGAGUCGACUUUCGCACCAGAAAUCGCCGUCUUUACUCCACCUCAGUCCAAUCGCGAGCCUGUCUCGGCCACACCAUCUCCCUCAUGGCGACGCUCAUCUCCCAUAACGGAACAAUCCCCUGUACAAAACCGGAGCCUCGGCGCUGCGUUUGCUAAUGGCAACAGCGUUGUAGAAGAAGCCUCUGCUGCGCAGCACGUGUCACUAAAGCAGCGCGGGACACGACUGAGCUUUUUAGGGGGUAGAAAAAAAGAAUCUAGAGAUUCCAACGAGGAUAGCAGUCAAGCGAAUGCCAGCGCCGAUACUGAUACGACCAGUCAGCACAGCCGCAGCAAAGAGAAUAGGAAAAGCUUCUUCCGUCCGCUGCCAAACGACAACCACAACAGUGUCUCUAUGUUCAAUCACCAGCACUACGGUAGCCAGCCAACACUUGAUAGCGCGCCACGCAAGAGCACCGAAAUAGUAGGCGUGGCCGAGAAGGGUCAAGACAGGGCUUUAGGCGGUGCGCCCAGGGUAGGCUCUGUACGCAAGAGACUGAGUUUGCUCAAGCUCGGCAAGAAGCCGAGCCGCCAGAAUGGCGGUUUUAUAGAAGGCAUGGAGGAGGAAUGA